AUGUGCUUCUGCAUGGCUGUCUUUGUGUUGUCCUUCCAGCAGGCCAAUGAAGCCCUGCAUCACCAACACCAGGUGGCCCAGAACAGCUUGCUGCCUCUCCUCCAGUCAGGAGGACCAGAACCUGUGGACCAGAAGCCUGUGAUGCCCAUCCUCCUGGAUCAGAAGCCCCCGGUCAGCGUCGCUGAGCUCCUCAAGGACAAUGUGGCCAGUGGGACGGGAGGAGGAGGAGGAGGAGGAGGAGGCGGCGGUGGUCCCGUUGCUGUGGUGAAGAAAGAGCCCAAGUCCAAAACGCCUUUCAUCUGCGGAUACUGCAACAAGGCCUUCCGGGACAGUUACCAUCUCAGACGGCACGAGUCCUGCCAUACGGGCGUCAAGAUGGUGUCUCGUCCCAAGAAGCCACAGACGGCGCCCACCAUGGUGCCCAUGAUCUCCACGGUGCCGCAGCGUGAGAACAGCGGCGGCCAGCCCUCUUACAUUUCCACCAUCGCUGGCAUCCUCACCACGGCCACAACCUCUGCCUCCACGGGCUCCAGCAUCAUGUCUCCCACCAUGGUUUCCCAGCAGCACCAGCAUCAACAGCAUCAGCAGCAGCAGCAGAGCCAGCCCAAGAAGCCUGCCAAGCCUGUGAAGAAGAACCAUGGCUGUGAGAUGUGUGGCAAGGCCUUCCGUGACGUCUACCACCUGAACCGUCACAAGCUGUCCCACUCAGACGAGAAGCCCUUCGAGUGCCCCAUCUGCCAGCAGCGCUUUAAGAGGAAGGACCGCAUGACCUACCACGUGCGCUCGCACGACGGGGGCGUUCACAAACCUUACAUCUGCUCUGUCUGUGGGAAGGGCUUCUCCAGGUGCGUGACGCAAUUCAACUUACUACAAACAUUUUUUUGUCCAUAAUGUUAUUGUUCAUAGUACAUGAUGUUGAGCUGUAAUUGUCAAUAAUGCAUUCUGUGUAAGGUUCGUUGGAAUUUCACACAUUUCUUACCGUUACCACCACUGUGUGAAGGUCAUCCAUUUUUCCACUGCUUCCAUUUCAAUGGGCCCCAAAUAUAUUUCCUGAUUGUGGGGGAAAAGCAAGAGGAGGGCAAUAUUACACCUUUUCAAAAGUCGUCUUUCUUCAGAAUCGGAUACAUUUAUGUACAGGAUAGGACUUUAUGUUGUAGAAGAAGAAGCCUAAAUUACAGUUAAAAAAGCCAUAAAGGCUAGAAGGGGGCAGGUUGUUUUGUUGGGCUGCACCUACUGAAGACUGUCACAUGCAGACCUAGAUGAAUAUGAUAUGGAUGAUGGCGGGCUUUGUUGGGUAAAAACAUUCCACUUGAAAUUGAUAUUCAGUGGUCAGUAGCCUAAUAAUUUAAUGGUGUGAUUAAUUGUAAUUUGGGAAAUCCCCACGUGUUGGAAUGUAAUUGAAUUGGACUGGUUAAUCAGUCUCAAUCGAUUGGAAUUUAGGAACGUUGCUUUGCAUACUAGUGUGUUCUCACUAUGAUGCUUUAAUGCACAUAGCCAAAAGGUGUAUUAUGUACAAUUUCCACUUUGAAUGAAAUUCCCCAAGCAAAGAACCAAAGGUGGAGUAUAAUUUGAAUGCCUAAAAUCACACACCGGAAGGCCUAUUUAUAUGGUAUCCCUAUGAGACAGUGUCCUUAAUUGUUGUUCUGGACCACCUCUUGUUUGUGCGUAGCAUUAUGAAGCUUGGCCAUGAUUACCGAUGCCCCACGCAGUUUCCGUUCAGACCCUAGUACUGGCUCAUGACAUGCAAGCAGUGCCCCACCAUGUAUAUAAACAGUAUCUGGAGCUUUGCGUGCGUCACAUAGUAGUCCCUCGUGUCCCCCCUCUCAGGGAUGUCAGCACGGGACAGGGAGACGGCUGCAGGGGCCAGACAGCACCAGAAGAGAUGGUCCUGGGUCUCCAGUGUCACUCCUGCAGCUCCCAAGGCCAAUGGUAGUGUUCUGACUCACUGACUGGUCUGAUUUCUAAUCAUUGAUUUAGCUCCUCCCCCUGUUAUUUCCAAUAUUGGGGAGUGCAGGUCUCCCUUUCAGACAUCAAGUUCUCAGUAAACGGUGAUGUGUUUCUGUGAGCGAAAUUAUUAGUACUAUCGUCUUAUAUUCGGGGUCUAGUAUUCAGAGCGCAGUUUCUCUUCUUCGGCGCUCCCUUUAAAUGUCAAUACACAUUCGCGGGCACAGAUGGCGCCAAAAAUUCGUUCCGGACGGAGGGAAGAGGCGUCCUUAACAACCAGCCCGUUACCGGUGUUUAAAGAUGGAAAGACAGGCUGACCAUUUAGAGACAAGUGGCUCAAAAGUGGGCCAGGUCAAUAAACAACAGCGGAGGAGCUAUGAUGCCAAUUUCAAAAUAAUGGUUGUCAAUAAGGCAGAGUCAUCUAACAACUGCCAAGCUGCCAAGACAUUCGGGGUCACUGAGUGUAAUGUAAGAAGAUGGCGAGCAGAAAAACAACGUCUAAAAGAUGCUAACAGUCAGCGAAAAUCCUUCCGUGGUCCUCAAAGUGGUCGUUUCAUUGAGGUUGACCGGAGGGUUUUUGAAUAUGUCAGGGAAAAAAGAAGUGAGGGAAUGCCCAUUACCAGAGCUGUCAUCCAGGUUAAGGCCCUGGAAAUCGCCAGAGAGCUCAACAUCACUGGAUUUAAAGCCAGCCUCGGCUGGUGUCGUAGGAUGAUGCGGCGUAAUGGACUGUCACUUAGACGGAGAACGAGUUUGGCCCAACGCCUGCCGUCAGACUUCGGAGAGAAGCUGCUUUCGUUUCAGCGCUUUGUUAUCAACCUGAGGAAGAAGCACUCCUACCCGCUGGAUCAGAUCGGCAAUGCUGAUCAGACACCCGUUUAUUUCGACAUGCCAACAUCGGUGACUGUCAAUAGAAAGGGAGAAAAGUCUGUGUUGGUGAAAUCAACGGGCAACGAGAAGAGCCGCGUCACUGUCAUGUUGACAUGUCUCGCUGGUGGCAGCAAACUCCCCCCGUAUGUCAUUCUUAAGCGUAAGACUGUGCCAAAGGACCCAAUGCCAGCUGGCAUUAUUGUGCGCGCCCAGGAGAAGGGCUGGAUGGAGUCGGGGCUUGUAGUGGAUGCUAUUCCCUCACAGAGCAUCAUAAACUAGUGAAGGAUAUUGUAUCAUAACCACAGUGACUUGGUGCGAAGUAACAUCUUACUCUUGUGCGGCUAGGGGUGCAUGUUGAUUUUCACGCUUGGCAGUCCUGAAAGAGGCUAUUCCCCUCUUCUUAAACGAAGGAGUGUUGAGUGGGAGGAGAGAUGAGCUUUUCAGCUUCCUGAGGAGAUGGGGUUGGACUCCUGCUCGCCAUCACAAAAACCCUGCUAGUGUGAAACCGCCUCCUUAGAGACAUGUUCAAGCCACACUCUGGCUGCGUUUGUCCAGUAGCUACAUUUUCACUAGUAUGGCUUAGUAAGGGCAGACGAGGACAACUGAGCAACAGACGAACGGCUGUGGUUGUCAGAUAAUUGUCUUCUCCAGGGUAUACUGUAGAACAGAUAUGAUUUUCUGUCAUGUUGUAAAAUAGACUUCUAGCUAGAUUUUGAAAUAUGUCUAAAUUCCAUCCCUCUGAUAAUUUUUGGGUGUGGCUCAACUGAAUAACUCUCUGGUCUUGUUGCAAGAACAUAGAUCAUUUAUUUGGUGGAAAGAAUGCAUUUGGGAGGGGUGUAGUAGUGGAUUGAUGCUCUAAUAGCUUGUGUCCCAUGGGUCAAAUAUGGCCCGCCAUGAGACUAACAUUCAUUCAUUUAAUAAAUAAAACAUCCACAGUAAAAGCCUUUGAUACAAUUUGCAUAAUUGAAGACAGUGGGUUCACAGAGCAUUUGUCAUUUGCCUGCGACCUUUUGUUGGCCCAUUUUGUUAAUUGAAUCAAGUGUCAACGGUGUAGUAGUGUGUGCAGCCCCAGCUACUGUCACUGUAUGGAGUGAAUGAUGAAACUCUACCUGUGUUGUAGCUACUAUACCAGGUUUUAAAAUGCCUGUGUUCUUCUGUGUCCUCUCUCCCCCUGCAGGCCUGACCAUCUAAGCUGUCACGUGAAGCAUGUUCAUUCCUCAGAGAGACCCUUCAAAUGCCAAGUAACGGUAAGAAGCCAGGCAUCCUCCUCCGGGACUCCACCCUCCCUGUUUAUGUUCCCUCCGGGACUCCACCCUCCCUGUUUAUGUUCAUGCUCCUAUCCCGCACAUUCACUCCUGGUUUGUUGGAUUAAGCGUAAUAAAAUUAUCCUAUCUCCCAAUUGUAAAAUAUAAUCUCUCCUGAAUCUUCAAGAUGCAGACAUGUCUGCAGUUUAGACAGACAGACCGAGAGAGAGUGAGUGAGUGAGAUUGUAUAGUCUAAUAUCCCCCUCAUUGUCCCUGUAUACCUCCCCAGGCCUGCACCUCUGCUUUCGCCACCAAAGACCGCCUGCGGUCCCACAUGAUCCGACACGAGGGCAAGGUGACCUGCAACAUCUGUGGCAAGAUGCUGAGCGCCGCCUACAUUACCAGCCACCUGAAGACCCACGGCCAAGCCAGCUUCAACAACCCCUGUAAUAAAGGUACGCAAGGCAGCCUCCACCACUCUCUUCUCCUCCUCCACUCCCUCCCUCUCUCCCCUCAGCCACACCUAGCCUGGGGUCCUCCAGACCUA
This is a messenger RNA of Coregonus sp. 'balchen', 4602 nucleotides long. The record is from the annotation of a GenBank genome assembly. Lineage: Eukaryota; Metazoa; Chordata; Actinopteri; Salmoniformes; Salmonidae.